AGUCGAGAGACGCAUUAAUUUUUUCCAAGUGUCGAUAAAAUUAGAAUUAUGAUUAAAUUUUUCACACAAUUUUUAAAAUUGUUUAUUGAUUAGAAUAACUGAUUUCGUGCUCCAUAUCCUGAUAUCUGUAUAAUAGUAUAAAUAAGCGUGUGCCUUGUAUUCCAUGAAAAGAAAUAAGAACAAUGAAGGACGGUGUGAGACAACGACAACAUUUGUCUAGAAGAUCGUUAGAGGAGAGUUUUUAUAAUGUAAAGCAUGUUCCAAAGAAAUUGUACCCACUGCCAAAUGGAACUCAUCACUUGCUUUUUGUGUUGACUUUCUUUCUUUCCAUUUCUCUGAUAGUAAUUGUUUUAGAGAGAAUUUUACCAGAACCACAAUUAAUCGAAUCGGAAGGUUUAUAUCCAAAAAGAUUCGUCGCAGAGAGAGCGAGAAGUCAUAUUGUUAAUUUAACGAGUUUUGGACCUCGAGUCACUGGAAGUUACGAGAAUGAAGUGCUUGCUGUUAAAUUUUUAACGACUACAAUCAAUAAUAUAAUUCGUGAUUCACAUGAGCAUCAUGAAAUAAUUUUGGAUGUUACGAAACAUAGUGGAGCUUUCACAUUAACGUUUUUGGAUGGUUUUACAAAUGUUUACCAAAAUGUUCAGAAUGUGAUUGUCAAGCUUGGUCCAAAGAGGCCGUCGAAGCAUAGUUUAUUGAUAAAUUGUCACUUUGACUCUUCGGUGCAAAGUCCUGGUGCUUCGGACGAUGCCGCUGGCUGUGCAAUAAUGCUCGAGGUCUUGAGAGUCAUGACCCGGAGUCCGAAACUUUUAAAGAAUAACAUCAUAUUUUUAUUCAAUGGCGCCGAGGAAAAUAUAUUAGAGGCAUCACAUGGUUUUAUAACUCAACAUCCGUGGGCAAAAGAAGUGAGAGCGUUUAUCAAUUUGGAAGCCUGUGGUGCUGGAGGUCGAGAACUUUUAUUUCAAUCCGGACCCGGAAAUCCUUGGAUUCUUGAGGUUUAUUCGCAAACUGUUCCCUAUCCUUAUGCAUCGUCAUUGGCACAAGAAAUUUUUGAGAGUGGCAUUGUUCCCGGGGAAACGGAUUUCCGCAUAUUCAGAGACUUCGGAAAUGUGUCGGGUCUCGAUUUUGCUUGGUCAACGAAUGGUUACGUAUAUCACACCAGAUUUGACACUGUUUAUCAAAUACCAUUGGGUUCUCUUCAAAGAACAGGAGACAAUAUUCUUGCACUAGCUCGUGGAAUAGCCGACAGUCACUAUUUGCCAGAUUCUGAUGCUCAAAAUUCUGAAGGAAGUCUCGUUUUCUUUGACUUUUUGGGGGCGUUUGUUAUUCGAUGGCCGCCCUACGUAGCGACAAUUGUUAAUAUUAUUGGUAUUUUAAUAGGAAUUUAUUCUAUUUAUUUGAAUAUGGAAUACGCACGUAAAGAAGUGAAAAGUUCCAUGUAUGUAAAGCAACUAAUGUUUUGCGUAACAGCUGUGAUAUUUUCUUGGGUCAUUUCAAUGAUCUCGGUUUCAAUGAUAGCUUUAGUCCUUACAAAAUUAGGCAAAGUCAUGAGUUGGUAUGCGAGACCGGCAUGGCUAUUUUUCCUCUACGUUUGUCCAACUGUUACAGUCUCUAUGACUUUUUUGCUCUACAUCGGAAAACGUCAACGUCAAAUUGUUAAUUCACCUUGGGUUUUGUAUCAACUCUAUUGUGAUGCCUACAGCGUAAUCUGGAUGGCUAUUCUUUUUGUCUGCGUAAUUUUAGAAAUUCGUUCUGGUUUUAUUCCACUUCACUGGGUUUUAUUUCCAGCAGUUGGAAAUAUAAUUCGACAUAAUUUUCUAAACAGAUGGAGAGAUUGGAAAUGGAUGUGCUACAAUUUGGGAGUUUUAUGUCUGCCUUAUAUACAGACAUUUUAUUUAGCCAUUGGUGCUCUUUCUUUAUUCAUUCCUAUUAUGGGACGAGCGGGUGCUGCAAUAAAUUCAGAAGUCGUAAUUGCUAAUAUGGUGUCUUUGUUGUUCUGUCAACUGUUAAGUUUUGUGCUGCCAAUUGUUUUACUAAUAAGAAAUGCGGAAAGAGUCUUAAGUGUCUUAAUGGGAAUAUUUUUAAUAUCAAUUGGUGUUUUAAUUUUGACGCCCCUUGGAUUUCCGUACAGUGGAGACCCCACAUCGCCAGCAGCGGAGCGAUUUAUGAUUAUGCACACAGAAAGACAAUUUUAUAACGCAAAUGGCACUCUUCGACAUUCUGGGACUGGAUAUUGGAUAGUGAAUUUAGAUAUGAAUAGCCCUUACAGUGUAGAAGCGAUAGUACCGGAAAUAGGUGCUGCUUCGUCAACCGAAAAAGACUGCAAGGAAGAAUUAUAUUGCGGUUUUCCUUAUCUUUUACCUGUCACAACAUUCUUAUGGAAAACGAGUUGGAUUCUAGGACCUGCGCCUCUGAUAAGUAUUCCCACUAAAGUUGACAUGUUGGUAAAAAGUGUGAAAAAAACUACAGUUACUUAUGUAUUCAAUGUCACAGGACCUGAUCACAUUAGUAUAAUUUUUUCGCCUUACAAGGGAAUUCAAUUGGAACGUUGGUCUGUUCUCAAAGAAAAACCACUACUUGGACCAAUGUGGAACGAUCGGGAAACUUAUUUUAUUUAUUUCGCAUGUGCCUCGAAUUGUUCUCCAUUCAGUUUUUCUCUGGAAUUUAAUGUUCCACAAAAUCAUAAAGGGCCUUGUAUGACAUUGUCUGCCUCCGGACAUUUUAUGCACGGCGAACAUCAAACCUCUUUGAGAUUUAAAAGAUUUUUAUCGCAAUUUCCAUCUUGGACUGUUGUCACAGCUUGGACCGCCUCUCUAUCCUCUUGGGAAUUUUAGAAAAUUUCUCAGUUCUUUCAAAACAAGGUGUUAAAAAAUGACAAAAAGAUGACUGAAUUCAUAAUGAGAGUGUGUACUUAAUUGGAGAAUUCGUUCAAGAUUUAUUAACGUAUCAAUUGUCAUAAAAUAGCAUAUCAGUUUUGGAAGCUUAGCUUUAGGACCAUUUUUAAAUGCGUACGUGAUAGAAAAGAACACCAUUUAUUACCUAGAUUAAAAAAAAAUUUAGAAUUUUAAGAAAGAAUAUCCGUAUUCACGCAAACACAAUAAAUAAAUAGGUGCCAUAAUUAAAAA
Leptopilina heterotoma is the source of this 3122-nucleotide messenger RNA. Its product is annotated as endoplasmic reticulum metallopeptidase 1-like. The coding region runs from base 183 to 2831 and encodes 882 amino acids. The transcript has 14 exons. Gene Ontology annotation, biological process: proteolysis. Gene Ontology annotation, molecular function: metalloexopeptidase activity. Lineage: Eukaryota; Metazoa; Arthropoda; Insecta; Hymenoptera; Figitidae. The record is from RefSeq and is a predicted model, not a curated record.